Tigriopus californicus is the source of this 1191-nucleotide messenger RNA. Its product is annotated as phosphatidylinositol 3,4,5-trisphosphate 3-phosphatase and dual-specificity protein phosphatase PTEN-like. The coding region runs from base 1 to 1191 and encodes 396 amino acids. Gene Ontology annotation, cellular component: cell projection; nucleus; cytosol. Gene Ontology annotation, molecular function: protein tyrosine phosphatase activity; phosphatidylinositol-3,4,5-trisphosphate 3-phosphatase activity. The record is from RefSeq and is a predicted model, not a curated record. Lineage: Eukaryota; Metazoa; Arthropoda; Copepoda; Harpacticoida; Harpacticidae. Gene Ontology annotation, biological process: regulation of phosphatidylinositol 3-kinase/protein kinase B signal transduction; protein dephosphorylation; phosphatidylinositol dephosphorylation. The transcript has a single exon.
AUGACUGAUUGGAUCAAAUCCUGGGUGAGCCAAAACCGAAUUCGUUACCGCCAGGAUGGGUUUAAUUUGGACUUAUCCUACAUCACGAAGCGGAUCAUUGCCAUGGGCUUUCCGGCCAAGGGAUUUGAGUCUUUGUAUCGAAACGCCAUGUCGGAUGUGAAGCGAUUCCUCGAACUCAGACAUGGAGAUCACUACAUGGUGUUUAACUUGUGCUCGGAGAACGGCUACCGAGGCGAACAUUUUCAGAAUCGCGUGGCGCAAUAUCCGUUUGACGAUCAUCAUCCGCCGAAUUUUCAGAUGAUCAAACCGUUCUGUGAGCAUGUCCAAGUUUGGUUGAAUGAGCAUCCGGAUAAUGUGGCUGUAAUUCAUUGCAAGGCUGGUAAAGGUCGAACAGGGACCAUGAUCUGCGCUUUUCUGCUCCAUUCGGAUUUGUUCCAAGACACGGAGAAAGUGUUGAGGUACCAUGCCGAGCAGCGAACCAAGAACAUGAAAGGUGUGACCAUUCCCAGUCAGCGACGGUAUAUUUCCUAUUACUCGUUGCUCUUGCGAGAAAACCUUCAGUACAAGGCUGUGAAGUUGGUGAUCAGGCGGAUUUCCAUCCGCCCCACCCUUAAGAUGGCGUUUGGCAACGAGUGCUCCAUUGGGAUCACGGUUCGCCAACCCAACCGAAAGUUGAAUCGAUCUCAGGUAUCUAAUGUGGAUCUCAGCCAGGUCCGUGAUGAGAUGAUCGUUCUGGAUCUGUCUCAACCUUUGGCCAUAUGCGGCGAUAUUAAGGUGGAGUUUGUGGUGGUGCCCAAGUUACCAGGGCUUGCACUGCAAAAGCUGGCCAUGCCUUUUAAACGGGACUUUCAUUUCUGGUUUAAUACGUACUUCGCGGGCAAGUCUUUUCCCUCUAAUCUGUGCCACAGUGUUGACAUUCGAAGACCCUCUGAAGAACUCACUCCUCCCGGAGCUUUUCGUCCGCGCAUACCCAAUGGAAAAAGCGAAGCCACCAUGACUUUGCGCUUGGAUAAGUCCCAAAUUGACCAAGCAGCUGGAGACCGAGAAUGCCGAUAUUUCCCAAAUAAUUUCGCCAUCGUCCUGGACUUGGAAAAACCAGCCGACCAAACCGACUUGGGUGCAUACAGCUCGUCGCCAUAUUGCCCCAUUCAGCAGUUUAAACGUCGAAAUCGACGCCCGAAGACUUCAUAA